AUGGAGACUUGGGUAAUAAUCAUCAUAGCUAUUGCUUCUUGUGUUGGUGUUUUGAUAGUUAUUGUGGCCUUGGCAGGAGGCAGGGAAAAAGAUGGGGGUGGUGAUGACGGUGGAGGUGGAGGAGGAGAGCAUGGCAGCAGCGGAGAUGGAGGAUUAAGAGGUUUUGGUUAUUCCGGGGAUCAUGGAGGUGUAAGAGGUUUUGGUUAUUACGGGGGUCAUGGAGCUCUAAGAGGUAUGGGUUAUUCUGGGGGUCGUGGAUGGUUUUGGAAUAGUGGUGGGGGAGGUGGCGGCUGGUUUGGUGGUGGUGGUGGAGGUUUUGGCGGCGGUGAUGGUGGUGGAGGCUUUGGUUGCGGCGGUGGUGGGGGUGAUGGAGGGGGCGGUGGAGGAGGCGGAGGAGGUUGCUGA
This is a messenger RNA of Microthlaspi erraticum, 405 nucleotides long. The record is from the annotation of a GenBank genome assembly. Lineage: Eukaryota; Viridiplantae; Streptophyta; Magnoliopsida; Brassicales; Brassicaceae.